Molecule: messenger RNA, 1029 nt
Organism: Meloidogyne enterolobii
Lineage: Eukaryota; Metazoa; Nematoda; Chromadorea; Rhabditida; Meloidogynidae
Source: the annotation of a GenBank genome assembly
UGCCUCCCUGGGGACGGGCUGAAUCCUAGUAUAUAAUGCAAGUUUUGGUCUCGGCUUCUAUAUGUUAAAAUACACUCGGGGAAAAUUCUGGGUGUUGACGGAAGAGUACCCAAUUUAAAAAUAAAUUUUUUAGUGAGACAAACGUUCGUGGUAUUUGGUCGAGCUGUGCAGAAUGUGGUUUGUUUUAAUCGGAAGCAAGUCUAAAUUAAGUACUUUUUAAAGGUCAUGGGGGUCAUUUGCUUCACAUGGAAGAGUGGUUUAGCCAGUCAGAAUUUUGUCCUGUUGUGGGGUGCGGACAUGUUUGUACAAAAACAAUAAAAGAAAGGAAUAAAUAAAAUCACAAAAAUUCUUUUACUUUCAUGUACAUAAAUAUUUUAAAAAAUUAAUAAUUUAUUGUCUCUACAUAUACAUAUGAACACUAGAUAAAUUCAAUAUCGUUUAUAGUUCCAUAUUUCUGUAAUUUUGUUUAACGAGGUUUUGAUAGCAUCAAAUCCUGCGUAUAUAUCUUUUGUACUUUUCGUUAGCGGUGUAUGUACAUUUUAUCCUUUUCUAUUUUCAGUGAUUUUUAGGGUAUUUUUCCAUACUUUUAUGUUAGCACCAUACAGAAAAGUAAGAGUACGUCCAUUACUUUGGCGACAAACGACAUUAGAAAAAUAUUUAACAACUCCAAUAUUUGGUAUUGUUGGGGCAAUUGCAUUACAUUAUAACAAUUGGAGUUUUUUUAAACAAGAGAAUAUUUAUGAUCAUGAUGGACCAGAAAAAGAUGCAAAGUGGAUGCCAUUUCGAAAACAAGAAAUAAUUCGACAUUUUAAAAUUGGGGCAUACUUUGUGACGGCUGGAACAUUAUUCUUUUUGUUAAUGAGAAUUAGAAAGAAAUUCACUGUAAUACCCAAAAAUGAUGUUAUGGUUGAAAAUUUUUUAAUUGAUGUUGGAUUUGGUGUUCCUUUAGGAGGGCUUCCUGUGGAAAUUGCUUAUUAUCUUUGGUCAAUUAAAGAUGAAGAGAAUAGAAAAAAUAUUGUUUCUGUUUAG